This is a messenger RNA of Amphibalanus amphitrite, 1880 nucleotides long. Its product is annotated as thioredoxin, mitochondrial-like. Gene Ontology annotation, cellular component: cytoplasm. The record is from RefSeq and is a predicted model, not a curated record. NCBI's taxonomy places the organism in Eukaryota, Metazoa, Arthropoda, Thecostraca, Balanomorpha, Balanidae. Gene Ontology annotation, molecular function: oxidoreductase activity, acting on a sulfur group of donors, disulfide as acceptor; protein-disulfide reductase activity. The coding region runs from base 257 to 703 and encodes 148 amino acids. The transcript is spliced from 3 exons.
CUGAUGAGCUUAAAAUUUACUCACGAGAUGGCAGUCUCACUCCAUAACGCAGAAAUAGUGUUAAUGGAAUGUGGUUGCCUAGCAACCAGAGACUGAUCUAAAAUAGCUGAUUUAAGCAUUAGACUUCGAAUACAAUUACAAAAAAGCUUUCAACGCUGGAAGAGCGUGUGUCGUAAGCAUUCUUGCGCACUCUUCAGCGCUGUGUGGACUGGUGGCGAAAUAUUGGAACUUGAUUUUCUGAAGAUAUUGUACCAAAAUGAGUAAACUUUAUCUGAAUCUUCGCCACUUUGCACGGGCCACCACACUGUUCUCAAAUACGUCCUCAAGGGCUGUUGGUGAGCUUCACCGGAAUCUGCACGCAACUGGAGUAAAACAAGAUAUUUUUAACAUUCAAGACAAGGAAGAUUUCAAGCAGCGUGUUCUUAACAGUGACAAACCUGUAUUGAUCGACUUUCAUGCCAAGUGGUGUGGCCCAUGCAAGCAGCUGACGCCACGGCUGGAGACUGCCCUGCAGCAGUUCAAGGAUGACGUUCACCUGGCAAAGGUUGACAUUGAUGAGAAUGAUGACCUGGCUAUGGAGUACAUGGUGAGUGCCGUGCCGGUGGUAUUCGCCGUCAAGGGCGGCAACGUUGCCGACAAGUUCAUCGGCCUGCAGGAACUGGACAGAAUCACCUCCUUCAUCCGCAGUCUGCUCGACAAGUAGGCGCCGUCUGUACACUCAGGUGACGUCACAAACGGCCAGUGACGUCAUCUGUGCGGUCUGUGUACUGUGUGGUCAAUGGUGAUGAUGUGUGUGUGUGUGUGAAGUAUGUGAAGUAUGAUGGCACAGUAGGGAAAGAAUGGGUUCAAUUAAAAGAGAGCUUGGUAGGUUUUUGGGAGAAUGAGGGCAUUUAACAAUACGUACAGUGUAUAUUUUUGUCUAGCUCAGAGGCCUUCUUGCUACAUACCUACAUUUGAGGCUUUUCACUUCAUAUUACCGAGCAGCGUCACAUCCCUUGUGCAAUGACCUAUAGCCGAGCAGUUGCGUCUUUUGGGUAUACUGGGGCGGCCUACCGAGGGUUGUAUCGGGUCUCAGGAGGGGCGGUGUGGUCCUCUGCACUGCCCUGAUGGUAAGGGACGUUUGGGAAGGAUUGGGAGUUACGGCCUCCGCGCAGGAGAGGUGAACGAAACAAACAGGGUUAGGAACGGAGAAUGUUGAGCCGUUCUGGCUUUGAGUCUUUCGGAAUGACUCGCCUAGGUUCAUGAGAAGGUCAGAGAAAAGCGAUUUGUUCGUCGGGAAGUGACUCCGGACUCGCAUGAUUGAUUUUGAGUUGAACCGAUCCCGGAAGUCUCGAAUCUAGCUAAGGUGACUCGUCUGACUCCUGAUUCAAACUCCUGACUCAGUCAGGAGUCAGAAGAGAAGAGUCUAACUCUCUAACGCCCUUUGGACUAGUGCGCGCGUUAGUGCUGGUGCCUGGGAAGGGGUCAUUACACAGCUAUGGCCAGUGUUGAGGUGCUCGAGGUCCCGUUCGUGAUUUCCCCCAGCGGCGUCUCACCCAUCGCACCCCUUGGGAGGAGUCCACGUUCGGAGACUGCAGCGACCCCUGAUGUUCUGACUGCACAGCGGCGGGCGGCUGGGUCACCCAUGCACUAUCACAUAGACUUUACCCCGUGGAGAACUGAUAAGGAAUCGCCAAUGCAGAGUGUCUAUAGGAGCGUAUGUGGGAUGAGCGGAUGUCACGUUGCCAGUGAUCGUCUUAAGGAGCGUGUAUAUCAAACGCCGGUGUUUGCGUGGUUCGCUGUAUCGACUGGUCCGCGAGUUUCGCCAGGACGGGGUUGGACGAGUCGGUGUGUGAAGUGGCCUGCUCGCCCUUUUGGGUCAAUACAGCCACUGGAAUUGA